UUUCUCUUUGGUUUGGUUCAAGAGCUUUAUACCCCCCGAAGCAAACUAAUUUCCCUGUGGCAAAAUCGACAGGAAUUCUUGCAUUCCUAUGCUGGGUAUGUUCUUAGCUUGCCUUCAUCUUUUGUAUCUGAUGGGAGCAUUAAAAUCUUCCACCUCUCAGAUGCUGCCUCGUGAUAAAUAAAUAAACAAGCCUGGCAGGAGCCCUCUCCUGCGUUGAGGGAGAGCACCAACUGUUUUAUCUCCUUGCUUGAGAGGGCUUUGGAGCUGUGCUGCCUCACAACGAAGACUUAAGCAGUAAUUAAAUUCUCCAAGAAGCACCAGGACUCCUUUGGCUGAGAUGGGGAUGUUCCACGCCCUGGAUGCUGCGCGGCGGAGGAGAGGAUGUUUAAACACAACUCCGUCAAAGCAGCGAAGAAUUCUGUGAGACAUGGAUAGAUGCAAACAUGUUGGGCGGCUACGACUCGCCCAGGACCACUCCAUCCUGAACCCCCAGAAGUGGCACUGCGUGGACUGCCAGACAACAGAAUCCAUCUGGGCUUGCCUCAAGUGCUCCCACGUUGCCUGCGGGAGGUACAUCGAGGAGCACGCGCUGAAACACUUUGAAGAAACCAGGCAUCCCUUGGCCAUGGAAGUGAACGAUCUGUAUGUCUUUUGUUACCUUUGUGAAGAUUACGUCUUGAAUGAUAACCCAGAGGGUGACUUGAAAUUGCUGAGGAGUUCUCUGUCAGCGAUUAAAAGUCAACGACACGAUCCGUCGAUGCGAAGCGGCAGAACAUUGCGAUCGAUGGCUUUGGGAGAGGACGUGUGUGGCCAUCAAAGGAGCCCUCAGGGACAAUCUCAGAUGCUCACAGCUCUGUGGCACAGGCGGCAGUCCUUGCUCGCGAAGGCGCUGCGCACCUGGUUUGACAAGAGCUCCAGAGGCCAGCUCAAGUUAAAACAAAAGAAACAAAUGGAGGAGCUGGAGAAGAAGAAGGAGGCGGCGAGGCAGCGGCGGCAGGAGAUGAAGAGGCAACUCCUGGAGGAGCUGGCAAACACUCCUCCGAGGAAGAGUGCGAGGCUGCUGUCUCACACACACACAGAGAACUUGAUUCCAAGGAAAUUCAGGGAAGUGGCAGCCGCUUCCCCUACCUCAAGGCAGAUGCAGAGCAGCAGAUUCAAACAGUUGUAUUCCAUCCGGCGUAAGCCUCUGAUGACUCCCGGGGUAACAGGUCUGAGGAACCUGGGAAACACAUGUUACAUGAAUUCUAUUCUGCAAGUGCUAAGUCACCUCCAGAAAUUUAGAGAAUGUUUUUUGACGCUUGAUCUCUGUGAAACAGAAGAACUCUUAGCCAAAACUGUGAAUGGGAAGUCUAGGGUGCCUGGCAAAUUGGCAAAUGGGUCUGCUGCUAACGAGGCAGGGAAGACUGACAAGGUGGGAUCAUACGGCACGCAGAGCUCGCCAGCCGGUUUGAAUGGUGGCUCCUCCAUAAGCAGGAGUUUAGAACUAAUACAACCCAAGGAACCGAGUUCAAAGCACAUCUCCCUCUGUCACGAAUUGCACACCCUCUUCAGAGUGAUGUGGUCUGGCAAGUGGGCCCUCGUGUCCCCCUUUGCCAUGCUGCACUCUGUCUGGAGCCUGAUCCCGGCGUUUCGAGGUUACGACCAGCAGGACGCUCAGGAAUUUCUCUGCGAGUUGUUGGAUAAAGUGCAGCAGGAGCUGGAGUCGGAAGGAACGAAGCGCAGGAUCCUCAUCCCUUUCUCCCAGAGGAAGCUCACCAAGCAGGUCCUGAAGGUGGUGAACACCAUUUUUCACGGGCAGUUGCUUAGUCAGGUCACCUGCAUAACCUGCAACUACAAAUCCAACACCGUUGAGCCCUUUUGGGAUCUUUCCUUGGAAUUCCCUGAACGCUAUCACUCCAUUGAGAAGGGGAUCAUCCCUGUCACCCAGACAGAGUGCAUGCUGACAGAGAUGUUGGCCAAGUUCACCGAGACCGAGGCUCUGGAGGGGAGGAUUUACGCGUGUGACCAGUGCAACAGCAAACGACGAAAAUCUUCUCCUAAACCCCUUGUUCUGAGUGAAGCUAAAAAGCAGUUAAUGAUCUACAGACUACCUCAGGUCCUCCGACUGCACCUUAAACGAUUCAGGUGGUCUGAACGUAAUCACCGUGAGAAGAUUGGGGUCCAUGUCCUCUUUGACCAGGUAUUAAACAUGGAACCUUACUGCUGCAGGGACUCUCUCUCCUCUCUUGACAAAGAGACCUUUGUCUAUGACCUCUCCGCUGUGGUGAUGCAUCACGGGAAAGGGUUUGGCUCAGGACACUACACAGCAUAUUGCUACAACACAGAGGGAGGUUUUUGGGUCCACUGCAAUGACUCCAAACUGAAUGUAUGUAGUGUGGAGGAGGUGUGCAAAACCCAGGCCUACAUUCUUUUUUACACUCAAAGAACAGUGCAGGACAAAGCAAGAAUCUCAGAAAAACAACUCCAAGCUCAGGUGCCAUCCAAAAAUAGUGAUAAGGACAGAAGAUUGACAUUCCCAUGAUGGGGAGCUCUGCAACUCCAGCAACAGUCUCAGUUCAUUUUAACAACCAUUGGCGUUCACGUCUUUCCUCUUUGUAGGAACAAAAGCCCACUGCAGGAAGGGGAUCAGACCGUGAUGUUUACCACCCAGGGUCUGGAAAGGUAAUUCUGACACAUCAGGUGAUAGUCAGGAUCGUGGUUUUAAAGCAUCUUGUUGUUAAAUGAUGCUGGCAGAAGGAAAUGAGGAAGUUUGAUGCUGUAUGUCCUUCACCUCGUACCGAAAAGGAAUCGCGUGAGGCGUGUAACAAAUGAGCACAACCUGGAAACAGAAGCAUUCAACUGGCUUCAAAACACCUUCAGUAGCUAAGAAUGCUGAUAAAAGUCCAGAAGGAACAGGUAUGGUACCCCUCCCUUUAAUUGCAAUUCGGAUUUCCAGGGCUUGAAUCAGUCACCCAGGUGUUUCAUUGAACCGUUGUUGGGUUUGUGGAGUUGACUGCCUUGAAGAGCAAUUCUCGAUGGAGAUAUGGUCAAUGUUCUUCUACCAGAGAAAAGACUCCCCCAGGCCUCAGCUGUCUCUGUGAUACCAAUUUCUUUGCCAUCAGUUGAGGGCAAACCCAUGGCUGGCAAGCUUUGUCACCAGCUUCUUUUUCCUCAGUGUUUCUGGGGCCAUGUGCACACUCAAUGGUUUAUUCUCUGGGCUGAACUGAAUUGGCAGCUAAAUUCACUAGGAAUGUGAUUUUUUAAAACAGUUCUGCUCUGGAGAUAGCAUGCUUAAAAACAAACUCCCCUCUAAUAGAACAGGAAUGUACCUGUGUCCUAUCUGUUUACAGUGGCAGCAAAAACAAAGCCUGUACUGCAGGCUUCUGCUGGCGUGGCUUUGUCACCAGGGUGAUGGAGAAGCCUGAGCCCUGGCUUGCACAGCUCUGACAGCAGAAGCAGGUAGCGUGGAGGCAUCUUACACUGGCAAACUAGCACUUUGUACAAGUGUGGCUUGUUUUCCUCAGGGGAACAGAGUGGUGGGAAUCCCACAGUGCUGGGAGACAGAGCUAGCUUCUGUUACUGCUGCUGCAAUGGAGACACUCACCAACUGCAGUUGUCACCCCAGGCUCAGACUAAGCUCAGGCAGUGAGGCUGCACACGUAUAGUGUGCAGAAUUCAGCCUGUGAAGUCUUUUCUUUCUUGCUGGGACAUAAAGGGAAGGAAUGUAGUUAAUCCUCAAAUUCCAUGUUGAGUUUGCAAGGCUACAGAAAUGUCUGUAUCUGCAGUCAUCUUGAUUUUUUACAAUCCUCUGAGAAACACAAGGCCUUAGUUGAUUGUUUAGAGUCGCUUCUCAGACUACAGUUGCACCUCAGGUGAUUUUCUAGUUCGGGGGUUUGCUGUUCACACUUCAUGUUUGAAUCACAUCCAAACAGGUAACAGCAAAGAGACAUGAUGGCUUUCAAUCUGGAUGGUUUGUUGGGCUUUUUAAAGUGGUUACAAGUGAAGCAAUCUAACACAUGAGGUUCUUAAAAACAAAAGAAAGGGGUUCAGUUUUCAGGCAGGGAAGAUCUGGAAUUGUGUUUCUCUUCCUCUCUCUUCUCCUUUUAUUCUUGCCAACAUUUGCCCCUCAGACAGGCAUUGACAACCCUACGGUGGGGCUGGAGGGGAUGAAGAUCUAAGUCUCCCAAAUACCAUUCCCCUCUUUCUGCUGCCACUGCUGUGACUUUUAAUCCCCUGUCCUAUGGGCAAAUGGGUCUUUCUUAUUUUGGCUGCUCUUGAUGGCUUCAGCCACGCAGAGACGAGCACAGCAAGCAAGAAACGUUCAGUGUGUCAGAGCAGUGUCACGCUGGGUCUCCUCUCUCUUGAACUUUCCUGUUUCCUGUAUCACUGAGCAACAUGCUGCUCUCUGAGCCUGUAACAACUGUCUUUUUGACAGUUUUCAGUUUGAGACCAUGUGCUCUGAAGUUUUUUGGAGAUGAGACAGUUUGAAACAGGCCUAUGGGAGCUGAUGACAAAGCUGUUGUUUUGCUUCUCCAAAGGUAGCAGGGUCUGGAAGGAUUUCCUAUGAAUGUCUUGCAUAUCUUUCAGUUGACUAGGUAGGAGAUAUUUUUUUGGGUGCUACCAGUAAAUAAAGUUAGUAAAAAUGCAACAGGCCAAAUUGAAAUCUGGUAGAAGGAAAUGUGAGUGCUGAUUGCAGGGGAAGCUGAAAGAUUCCAAAUCAAGUCCUUGUGAUGAUCAGAUACAGGAUGGAUUCUUUUUUUAGAGCAAAACAAAUGCUCUGUGAAGGCUGAAAAUGAAAGGAAAAAUAGUGCUUAGCAUUGCCUCUUUGGUCUGAGAGGUGGAAGGGAAAGCCAGAGGUUUCCCAUGUGUCUGUCCUUCCAGGCCCACCCUCCCCUUUGAAAGAGAAGGUUCUGCAGGGGGGUGGACCAGACGAUCUCUAAAGGUCCCUUCCAACCCCAACCAUCCUAUGAUUCUGUGGUUCUGUUCUUCUAAAAGACAGACAUGGUGUCCUGUGACAACCAAAUGGUUCAUCCACCUGCUGAAGCCUUUAGCCUUGUUGCCCUCAGGGGAGGACAGGCAGGUGGUGCAGUGACGAGUCGAGGCUCCCAACGCUCAUCUUUUGACUGAGCGGCUUUUUCUGCAUUAAUCUUUGAAUUCAGGUAAUAAUCUGGUGGUCACAUGAAUCGAGGGGGUGGCAGAGGGGACGUAGGGAGGGCACCUGAAGCAGUUGCUUGAGCAAAACCUUGCCCAAGCAGAUGUUUGUAGCGUUUGCUGGUGGCCUCUCCAUGUGCCCUUAGGCUCCUUGUGCUGAGCUGUGGAGACAACUGCAGGCAGAGAGGGAAAAUGAUUGCCCUGAUAGGGAAGGAAUGAAUUAUACUUCAAAGUAAAAUAAACUUGCUGUUUCCAACACUGUGAGGUUUGUGUACUAUUCAGCUUUGAUUUGGAAGCGAUAGCGUAUAGCAUGUUUUAUGCUGUUUGGUUUAUAUUUGUCUACUGCAGGCUUCUUUGUAUAAGCACAGCCCAGUGCUCCCUCCGUGCUGGACACUGUUUUAUAGUGUCCUGGUUGCCAGAUAUUCAGAUUGGAAGUUACUUCUUCCACGUCGUGGUGAGAUGAAAACACAACCUGCAGUUCCAGGGAAGCCCAGUGGAGUGUGGGCUGGAGCAGGGGCAGCCUGUAAAGCAAACUGUGUGUUAGAGUAACUCCGUGUUCAGGCUGUGCUUCUGCACACACAGAGGCAGGUGGUGUCUCUUUGCUCACACACAGAGUCCAGUGGCUGCUGUUGAAGUCACAAGCUGUGUGUCUGCAACAUCCAAAUCCUUCUUUCGGUACAAUUGGGAGCAAACUGGUGUCUCUGUGUCGUGGGAUUCCUCUGCUGGGGUUGCAGCCUUGUGGGAGGGAGUUGGUUGGCUUGAGAGAUGCUCAGAGCAAGUGGGAAGUUCUCAGCAGCUGGCAGGUUGUUGUCUGAAGGUGCAGGAGGCCACUGGAUGCUGGCAGACUGUCAGGCUCUGGAGUGGGCAGCCUCUGGGACAGAACUGUUCCCAGCAUAUCCCAUUCAAAUUGGCAUUCCUUCAUUUCAUGCUUUUAAGAAUGAAGAAUUGUAAUGUAGCCACAGGCAGGUAUGAUGCAGCAUCUGCUGUAGUCGUUGGAAGCCAUUCCAUUUUAACUAACUUCAUCCCACUGGCAACUUAGUUACAUCAGUUUGCCUCCAUGUCAUCCCAUCACCUUCUAUUCCCAAGUUAACCUAUGCAUCCCACAAAGACAGUUCCUCUGCAAAUCACACUGUUCUUUUUUUCCCCAUUGGUUCUGACAGGAUCAGCUCUCUGGUCUGGGUUUGAAGUUGUUAAUGUGAGGCAGCAACUGGAAUAAUGCACAUGAAAUGCUUGAGGUCCGGCUUUUCUGGGUGGCACUACCACUCCCCCUCACUUAGAGACUCCCAGGAGGUUUUCUGAGCAUAGGAACGAAACUGGUAAUGGUAAAAGCAUCAAGUGUGUCCUAUGGACUCACUUUCAAGUGGGGUUUUUGCUUUUAGAAGGCAAAGCUUUUAACAGAAAUACUGUCCUGGCAGUAAUUUAGAGACUCUUACUGGUCUAGGUGGGACCUGCAGGGGUUGGAGUGGGUGAUCUCUGCAGGUCCCUCCCAACCCCCAGCAUUCUGUGAUUGUAACAUCCCCAGGGCUGGAUAUGCUUAAUUGCACCCCAAUGAGAGAGACUAAUGAAACUCCUGCCUGUUGCCAGAUUGCCCUGGGAUGAGCUGCAGCAAAUGCAGUGGCAGUGCAGAAGUGGGUAAGCAAGAGCCAGGGAGAUCAGUUUCUCCUGCCAGUAUGUCCUCACUGUGGAUGAGAAAGGAGAUGAUACAGCUGAUGGCUUCACCUGAUUUGAUUUGUCAUUUUUACUCUUGACAACAUACUCUCAAUAGAGGUGGCAGGUGCUGAACUUGAGGUUUUUCCCUGUGCUGAAGUGCUGCACCCUGACUUGUGAGACCAGAACUUGGUGGAAUCUGGAGUAGAAAAGGUCUCUUCUUCUUUCCAUCUCUCUUUACAGCCACUUGCUAUGUGAGCAUGUCUUUUUGGGAGCGUGGGGCUUCUGAGUGUUUCUCCUGCCCAAGAGAAACCAACCUCAUCCCUCCAACAUGGGCAGGGUGAAGUGUGAAGUCCUCAGGCCAGCCCUUACUUCUGUCCAUAACCACAUCCAUACCAUGGGGGUAAUCUGUGCUGUGACAUCUGGGUCAGUAUGGAUCUGUGCUGCCUUGGUGGCUAAAGAAUGUACAACAGCACAUGACCCCUGGCAGCAGAGAAAUGAGGAUCAGCACCCAUGAGGCUCCUUGUUUUUGCACAGCAAGUGCAGCAUUUGUGCUGUGGGACUCCACACCACUGCUUUAGGAAUGGCAUUUUCAUAGCAAGUGUCAUCUUCCCCCUCCUUACAUUUAUUAGAUGAUGUUACUAAGCCUGUCCUACUGCUACAAGCUGAACCACGUAUUUCCAUGUGAAAACCAAGUUUCCACCUGGUUUAUCAGAUGUGUGAACUCCAGGAACUUUGUGCUGGCAGCCUGGAGCCCAGAUACAAGAGAAUUAGCUCCUCUUUCCCCCCCCCCACCCUUAACUUCAGCUUUGGUUAAGCAGCCACAAACUCCUUAAGCCACAGCCACAUGUUUACAUCUAAGGAGCAGUUUACAGGAAAGGAACAAGUGGAUAAGUUUGUUUCCAGUACAACUUUGUUUUUACAGGGCUGCUUCUCCAUUAAAAAUAAGAUUUAACCACAGCUUCUCUGAGAGGAAUGCUGGCAGGGUGAGGUGUGAGGGGCUUGGGCAGGAUGCUGCCAGGGAGACCCUGUUUGUGCUAAUGCCCUGGAAGCUUCACUCCUGACUCGGGGAAGGGCAGAAUUAAAGCUAAUCCUCAGCACUUGAAAGAAGUUAAUCCAGCUCUAGGUUAAGGUUAAAGGUGCUGUGGGCAGAGGCUGGAGAGAAGAGGAGCAGUUUUCCCUCAGUGGGAAAUGCCCUGGCAGCCUGUGAGACCAGGAGGAAAAGGUUGUGCUGCUUUGGUGGGGGAGGAGCCAGGCUAGAGAUUGGGUGGGUUUCCUGACUUUUCAGUGACUUCUGGGGAGUUUAAGUCAGAGCAGCCUCUACCAUGUGCUUGAAGUUGCUGGUGCUGAUGCCACUAAUGACUUAAGCUGCUGUAGGUCGUGCUGUGCUGGUGAACCAAGCUGCCUUUGCCUCAAGGACACUCCCAGGCAGCAGGGAGUGACAGGAGAAUCCAAUUAAUUAGUGAAUGUUUCUGGCAGUUUGUCCUGCUGCACACACUGCUCCUCAUCAUGGGUUCAGUCCAGGUUUAUUCAGACAACAUCCAGCAAGUCACCUACAGCAGCCUUAUGAACUUCACUGCCUGAACUGCCCCGUGCCUGAACCCAGGCCUCAGGAGAUCAGCCUGUUCUAAAUCAAAACUGGGAUUAACUAUAAAAUGAUUUGAACGUUCUAAUUAAUCCCCUUUUCCUGCAGAAACUGUUUCUGCAGGCUUUGGAUUAUCCCUCCUUCAGAAGAACCUCCUUUCCUUGCAGGAUGGUAAUGCACCCACUCUGAAAACAAUCUGUGUUGGUAGUGGGAAGUUUGUCUGGGGUGGGGGGCAGGUAAGGGGCAGUUCUUAGUCACAAAAGGUGAUGGCAGUGCUACUUCACAAGAAUGUUUUAAACUCCAAACCCACGAGUAACCGUCCAAAGAGUCUGAAGCCAUGUUGCAGUCCCACUGCUGGAACACUCAGGGGCUGGGAAGUUAUCCUGCUCUACAAGUAGCAUCUUUUGAGGAGCUGUCAUGUAAAGCACCAGAGUAAAUCCCAGCUGCAGCUCUUGGUUGAGGCUGUGUCUGUCCCAGCAGCUGGUACCAGCGAGUUGCAGCCUCAGCCCAGCGGCACCACAACACUAUGCAACACCCAACAGCAGCUUCUUCCCCACACACAGCCCUCCUUCCUUCACAGGACAUGUCUCAGCUUUAUCUCGCCCCCACAUUACCAAGGAGACCUUCUGGAAGUGGUGGAGUUUACCCAGGGCUUGUCAUGGUUCUGUUUUUUUCCCCUUUGAGUUAGUAGCUGAUGGGGCCCUGUUUCCAACCCAGGGCUGGACUCGUUCCUUUGUCUUUUUGGGUGUGAAAUAUAAAUCAUGUUUUUAUGAUUUUUUGGUAAAUCUUUACUCUUUUUACACCUUGUUUUUUG
Molecule: messenger RNA, 9176 nt
Organism: Colius striatus (speckled mousebird)
Lineage: Eukaryota; Metazoa; Chordata; Aves; Coliiformes; Coliidae
Gene: USP49
Product: ubiquitin specific peptidase 49
Exons: 7
Coding region: 428-2521 (697 amino acids)
Biological process (GO): protein deubiquitination
Cellular component (GO): cytoplasm
Molecular function (GO): zinc ion binding; cysteine-type deubiquitinase activity
Source: RefSeq, a predicted model, not a curated record